This is a messenger RNA of Neomonachus schauinslandi (Hawaiian monk seal), 1129 nucleotides long. RefSeq names its product antigen-presenting glycoprotein CD1d-like. The annotation marks the transcript as partial. The transcript has 5 exons. Gene Ontology annotation, molecular function: lipopeptide binding; endogenous lipid antigen binding; exogenous lipid antigen binding. Lineage: Eukaryota; Metazoa; Chordata; Mammalia; Carnivora; Phocidae. Gene Ontology annotation, biological process: antigen processing and presentation, endogenous lipid antigen via MHC class Ib; antigen processing and presentation, exogenous lipid antigen via MHC class Ib; positive regulation of T cell mediated cytotoxicity. Gene Ontology annotation, cellular component: external side of plasma membrane. The record is from RefSeq and is a predicted model, not a curated record.
GUUCGGGGCAGCCCUGGGGGUGCGUGGGGCGGCGCGUGCCGGGGGCGCCGGAGACCGACGGUCCCGGGGCCCCCGGCGGGGCGCCGCCGGCGACCCCGCGCGCAGGGCGCGGCCCCCGGUCCGGAGCGCGUGCGGCUGGUGGCUGCUUGUUGUUUGGUCGCUGCCGCUGGCCUCGGGCGGGCUGUGCGCCCCGCGGACGCGCGGCCGGCUGCAGUGCCUGCAGGUGUCGACGUUCGCCAACCGCAGCUGGGCGCGCACCGACGGCCUGGCGCGGCUCGGGGAGCUGCAGGUCUGCGGCUGGAGAAACGGCUCGGACGCCAUUCGCUUCCUCAGGCCCUGGGCGCGGGGCUCGUUGAGCGAGCGGCAGUGGGACGAGCUGCAGCGGACGCUCAGUUUGUACCGCAGAAGCUUCACCAGGGACAUGCAGGAAUUCGCCAAAAUGCUGCGCCAGGACUAUCCCUUUGAGAUCCAGGUGUCUGCUGGCUGCGAGCUGCGCGCCGGCAACACCUCCGAAAGCUUCUUUCACGGAGCAUUUCAAGGAAAAGAGAUCAUGAGUUUCCAAGGAGCUGUUUGGGUGCCAGCCCCAGAUGCCCCCUAUUGGGUGGGCAGGGCCACCAAAGAGCUCAACCAGGACCAGGGGACCAGAAAGACCCUACAGAGGCUCCUCAAUGACACCUGCCCCCAGUUUGUCAGAGGCCUCCUUGAGGCAGGGAAGUCGGAACUGGAGAAGCAAGUGAGGCCGGAGGCCUGGCUCUCCAGUGGCCCCAGUUCCGAUCCCGGCCAUCUGCUGCUGGUGUGCCAGGUCUCUGGCUUCUACCCAAAGCCUGUGUGGGUGAUGUGGAUGCGGGGUGAGCAGGAGCAGCGGGGCACCCAGCAAGGCGAUGUCCUGCCUAAUGCUGAUGAGACGUGGUAUCUCCGAGUGACCCUGGAUGUGGUGGCCCAGGAGGCGGCUGGUCUGUCGUGCCGAGUGAGACACAGCAGUCUAGGGGGCCAGGACAUAAUCAUCCACUGGGAGGGGAGCCACUCCUCCAUGUGGCUGAUGCUUGUGGCCUUGCUGGGGUCCUUACUGAUGAUUGGAUGCUUAGCCCUCUGGUAUAGGAAGCACCGCUCCUACCAAGACAUCCUGUGA